CCAUACUCUGUAAUCUUAGCCCUGUCUUCUCCCUCCCUCACAACCAUUCCCAAUGGCUUCCAUAAGACACACUCUAUCAUCUUCCCCCCUAAAACAACACAUUCCCUCUCUCACCCCAUACACUACUACUUCCUGCAAACACAAUUUUUCAUAUUCAAAGUUGUGUCCUGCACACCUUAGUCUCCAUGCCCAUGCCCCAUUUUCUUGCUCCGUGGCAUUCAAUCCCUCCGGCAACUUCGACCUCUCCUUAUACGAUGAUGAAAAUAAUAUAGAAAGAGCAGCGCCUCCCAUGCCCCCAACAGAAGGUAGAUAUGAAGUGGUAAUCAAUGAGGAUGUUAUUCGCAGUUUAGACUUAUCCCCAUUUCAAAAUGCAACUGGAAUUACCUCACCGUCACAUGCGAAGCCAAAGGAUUUUGUUGAACGUACAAUUGGAUUCACAAUUAACUUCAAAAGAGAAGAUGAAUAUGACCCGCGAGAGCUAUCGGAAUUCCCAGAAAUUAGGCUGUGGUUUGUAAGAUUAGAUGCUACUUAUCCAUGGCUUCCUGUGCUGUUGGAUUGGCGUGCUGGAGAGCUUGCACGUUAUGCAGCCAUGUUAGUUCCUCAUCAGAUGAAUAUGAAAUUGGGAGUGGUAUUCAAUCCAGAGGCACUGGAGCUGUUUGUAAUGAAGAAAGUGUUCAUCGUAUAUUCAUGGUUGAAGCAACAUUAUGGGACUCCAUUCCCCAGAUUGAAGACAAAGGACAUGGCAAGAAUGCUUGGUUUUGCCAUUGGGGAUGAACUUUUUGACUUGAUUGAUAAAUACCCACUUGAGGAUUUCUCAUAAUAUGACCAAAUCUUCCAAUGAAAAUUUUAUUUUUUAUUUUGUUUGGUA
Molecule: messenger RNA, 868 nt
Organism: Ipomoea nil (Japanese morning glory)
Lineage: Eukaryota; Viridiplantae; Streptophyta; Magnoliopsida; Solanales; Convolvulaceae
Product: protein CHLORORESPIRATORY REDUCTION 6, chloroplastic
Exons: 4
Coding region: 53-820 (255 amino acids)
Biological process (GO): NAD(P)H dehydrogenase complex assembly
Cellular component (GO): chloroplast
Source: RefSeq, a predicted model, not a curated record